AUGAUCUGCGACACAGACAUAAAUAUCUUUAAGAUUCCCCGUCCUUGCCUACUGCUGCUGCUGGCGGCGUGCUUAGUUCACAGCUCCUACGGGCAUGCACGCACGUUCACACGUUGCCAGCUCUCCCGUGAGCUACUCCGGUACAACUUUCCAAGGAGCUUAAUAGCGCAGUGGGUAUGCGUGAUCGAGCAUGCAAGCGGACGCACGACUGAAAAAGUGACCAAUCACAACAACGCCUACAUUAGCUAUGGACUGUUUCAAAUCAACAACAAAGACUGGUGCAAGAAGGGCCGCAAAGGAGGGCACUGCAACAUGAAGUGUGAAGAUCUCCUGAACGAGGACCUAGCGGACGACGUGCGGUGCGCCAAGCGCAUCUACGACCGCGUGGGCUUCAAAGCGUGGCCCACCUCCUACGCCUACUGCAAGGAAAAGAGCCUGCCCGAUCUGUCGCGUUGCUAACUCUACAUACUCCAGCUACUUCGCAUUUCAAUCGACCUGUAAUUAGCUUCAUGGAACGCGAAGUAGCAAACGUUAGGCUGUAGGGGGAGGUUUGAGACGACGUGCGUUGCGCCAAGCGCAUCUACGACCGCGUGGGCUUCAAAGCGUGGCCCACCUCCUACGCCUACUGCAAGGAGAAG
Messenger RNA from Cydia strobilella, 638 nucleotides. It is a transcript of the gene Llp1, whose product is annotated as lysozyme. Bases 1 to 459 code for a protein of 152 amino acids. The transcript has 6 exons. NCBI's taxonomy places the organism in Eukaryota, Metazoa, Arthropoda, Insecta, Lepidoptera, Tortricidae. Gene Ontology annotation, molecular function: lysozyme activity. The record is from RefSeq and is a predicted model, not a curated record.